UGGAAUGCACAAUGAAAAAACUUGAUUUUUAAAAGGGAGUUAUCUCAUUUUGGAACCAAACUCUUCAUAUAUCACAGUGUGGGCUUGGCUGAUACAGCACAAUAAUAUCCAGCGGCACACGCCGCAUCAAACUUUUAUUUUGAAAGUGUUUCACGUCGAAAUGUGCGUUUGACGUCACACCGGUUCCCAGUGUUUGAGGAAGUGCGUGGGGCAGCAGCAGUAGCAGCACAUGAUUUGUUUGUAAAGUAUAAAAAUGACAGUGUGCAGUUUCUAUCUUCAAGGCCGCUGCAGAUACGGAGAUAAAUGCUGGAACGAGCAUCCGAGGGGCGGAAGAGGCGGAGAUUACGGAGCAAACCACCAGCAGCCCAGCAGAGGAGGGUUUGGGAAUCGUGUGUGGGUGAACCCAUCUCAGCGGUCCGGUGGCGGUUACAUCCAGCCCUCCACAUUCUCACGUGAUGGUUCAGACUGGAGCAAAGGAGACGUGAAGAGCUCUGAUUUCAGCUUCUCCCACCAGAACAGAUUCUCAGCGCUAAACCCUCAGAAUAACAAUGAUAAAGGUGGACAAACGCCAGCCGAUGACAAUCAUAAUCAUGUUGACACCAUUCAGAAGGACAUGGAGGUCUGGCAGAGUUCUGGCCAGUGGCCGUUUUCAUGUUAUUCUCUCCUCAGCGUUCAGAUCUCAGGGUUUGUUGAGCUGAGUCCUGAAGAGCUGAGACUGGAAUAUUACACCGGCAGAGCAUCUGGAGAUCUUCAGCCGUAUGUAAACUCUGUACAGCAGCUGUCCAACCAGUGGAGCAGCAGAGUUCAGGAGCUCCAAACCAUGAACGGCUCCACUCAGAUCAGUGUGAUAUCAGAGCUCAAUAACUCAAGUCCUCAGACAUCAUCACAUGGAUUAGGCUCCAGCUCUGGGUCCACAUCAGCAUCCGGGUUUGGAUCCACAUCAGCAUCCGGGUUUGGAUCAGCAGGGUUUGGCUCCAGUUCUCAGAGCAGUAACACUUUCAGCUUCGCCUCAUCCAAAGCCGGUUUUGGAGCAUCUGAUACGCAGCAGGCCCUGGGGUUCAGCAGCACAUCAGCCGCUCAGCCUCCAUCAGGCUUCAGUACCGCUCCCCCGUCCGCUGCCACCUUCUCGUUCGCUGCUCCAGCUGCAGAAAACACACCCAAUACCGGCGCAUUUGCCUCGGCUGCUGGCUUCAGUUUCAAAUCAUCCUCAUCCAGCUCAUCCGCAAUUAGAUUCGGCUCAUCAGCAGCAGCAGCAGCGGGCAGCGCUGUCAGUGGAUCUGGAGAUGUUGGGGACAGAUUGUUCACGGCUCACAGUGAUCUGACAGCUGAAGAACUGGAACAGUUCAGAGCCAAACACUUCACAUUGGGACACAUCCCCCUUAAACCACCUCCUGCAGACCUGCUCAUGGUCUAACACGGACUCUGGGGGGUUUUGAGCGAGCUCAUCUUUUAAUGCAAUGUGAAUAAACAUGUUUCUA
Messenger RNA from Triplophysa rosa, 1478 nucleotides. It is a transcript of the gene nup42, whose product is annotated as nucleoporin 42. The record is from RefSeq and is a predicted model, not a curated record. The coding region runs from base 254 to 1414 and encodes 386 amino acids. NCBI's taxonomy places the organism in Eukaryota, Metazoa, Chordata, Actinopteri, Cypriniformes, Nemacheilidae. Gene Ontology annotation, molecular function: metal ion binding; nuclear export signal receptor activity. Gene Ontology annotation, cellular component: nuclear envelope. The transcript is spliced from 7 exons.